CUGGUUGUGGAGGCCCCUUUUGCAAAACAUCAGUCUGAAUUUACUAGACAGAAGUCACUAGGAACGCCUUGACAGACUCCGGCUUCAGCUAAGGCUCCCUCCAGCUGCGGAGGCUGUUUUUGUUAGAAUCACACACUGCGCAGAACUGCUUAGAAUAGAGCCAUGAUCUCAACCACGAAAUGUGAACUUAUAUUUUGGAGAAACUAACGGGGACGGACUCCUUUCCUAGGCUGAGUGUUGAAGCAUGUCUUGCCUCGGCGUUUCAGCUCCUCCUCGUCUAGGUGGUGCAAUGACAAAACUUACUCUCUUCUUCAAUCAGUGAAUUUGAAGUAAUCUUUCAUCGUUUCAUCUUUAGUCUCAUAUGGAACGUAUCCCUCUAUCUGUUGUUAAACUACGAUGACAUGUCUGUAGCUAUCAGAAAGAGAAGCUGGGAAGAACAUGUGACCCAAUGGAUGGGACAGCCUUUUAAUUCUGAUGAUUGUAACACAGCAUGUCAUCAUGGACUAGUAGCUGACAGCUUGCAGGCAAGUAUGGAAAAAGAUGCAACCCUAAAUGUGGACCGCAAAGAAAGGUGUGUUUCACUACCAGACUGCUGUCAUGGCUCAGAGGUGAGAGAUAUUCCUGGGAGGCCAAUGGGUCACAUUUCAAAGGAGGUGGAUGAAGAUGACAGCCAUGAAGGUGAAGAUCAGUUUCUUUCUCUGGAGGCCAGCACAGAAACACUAGUGCAUGUUUCUGACGAGGAUACUGAUUCUGAUCUAUAUCUUACAGAUGAUAAACAGAUUUUAACUACUCAAGGGCCUAAAACGUCAGACCAACAUAGCAUCAAAGGAGCAGGCUCCUUAGUAAAGACGCUGCCCAUCAUGGAAAGUAACCAAGGUUCUUAUGACUCCUGGGGAAUGGCUGGUGGAGCUGAUUUAGUGCUGGUAGAGGAAAAGGGGGACAGAAAAGUUGUUGACAUGGUGAGUAAAAGCCUGGAGCUUUGUAAGGAUAUAAGCCUAAGUGAAAUAAAAGAUGCAUCCAAAAUGAAUGCAUGUGACUCUUUGAAUGCGAAAGAUAUUGUGCCGGAAAAGCAAUUGCUUAAUUCUGCUGUAAUUGCUCAGCAUCGAAGGAAACCCGACUUCCCUAAAGAUGAACAUGAAAGAAACACCUGCAGUGCAGUACAAGAUGAGUUCCUGGCUAUUCCUUGUGCAGACAGAGGACUGCCAUUAUUAAAAACAGAUUCUGGAAGCUGCCUUCUGCAGCCUCCUUCCUGCCCUAGUGGAAUGUCAGCUGAAAAUGGCCUGGAGAAGAGUGGUUUCUCAGAACAUCAAAACAGAAGUCUUCCAAAGGUCAACUCAGGAGAUGGCAUGCAGUGUUUACGCAUAAAGGAGACUCUGGCCACCCAUGAACCCACAGAUAACCAAGUCAGACUUCGUAAAAGAAAGGAAAUAAGAGAAGAUCGAGAUAGGGUGCGGCUAGACUCGAUGUUGUUGCUGAUCAUGAAACUGGACCAGCUUGAUCAGGACAUCGAGAACGCUCUCAGCACCAGCUCCUCUCCGUCCAGCACACCAACCAACCUUCGGCGGCAAGUCCCUGAUCUGGAAUCAGGAUCUGAGAGUGGAGCAGAUAACACUUCGGUAAAUCAGACACAAAUAAAUCUGUCUUCUAACACCGAGUCCACUGACCUACCAUCUUCCACCUCAGUGGCCAGUUCUGGAACCAAACCCAAGUCUAUGGCUAUUCCAGGUACUUCAGAGAAGGAAAAGGCUGAAAUUGAAGCCAAAGAAGCUUGUGAUUGGCUACGGGCGGCAGGAUUCCCCCAGUACGCCCAGUUGUAUGAAGAUCUCCUGUUCCCCAUUGAUAUUUCCUUGGUCAAGAGAGAGCAUGAUUUUUUGGACAGAGAUGCUAUUGAGGCUUUGUGCAGGCGUCUGAAUACUUUAAACAAAUGCGCGGUGAUGAAGCUGGAAAUUAGUCCUCAUCGGAAGAGAAGUGAGGAUUCGGACGAGGAUGAGCCUUGCGCGAUAAGUGCCAAAUGGACUUUCCAGAGGGACAGCAAGAGGUGGUCCCGGCUUGAAGAGUUCGAUGUCUUUUCUCCAAAGCAGGACCCCAUCCCUGGGUCCCCAGACGAUCCCCACCUGAAGAGCGCCCCCAGCCGUGAAAGCGUGCUGACGGACCUCAGCGAGCGCCAGGAGGUGGCUUCUGUCCGCAGCCUCAGCAGCACCAGCAGCCUCGCCACGCAAGCGACCCACCUCGGGGGCGCGGCGACGGCCCGGACUAACUCCGUCACCAGCGUCUGCUCCUCCGGUACCUUCGUCGGCAACGAUGACUCUUUCUGCAGCCUGCCCUCUCCCAAGGAACUGUCCAGCUUCAGCUUCAGCGUGAAAGGCCACGAGAAGAACACCAAGUCCAAGACGCACAGCCUGCUGAAACGCAUGGAGAGCCUGAGGCUCAAGGGCUCCCACCACAGCAAGCACAAGGUGCCGUCCAAGCGGGGGCUGAUCAUCAGCGGGCCCAUCCUGCAGGAGGGGGUGGACGAGGAGAAGCUCAAGCAGCUGAACUGCGUGGAGAUCUCCGCCCUCAACGGCAACCGCAUCAACGUCCCCGCGGUGCGGAAGAGGAGCGUCUCCAACUCCACGCAGACGAGCAGCAGCAGCAGCCAGUCCGAGACCAGCAGCAACGUCAGCACGCCCAGUCCCGUCACCAGGACCCGGAGCCUCAGUGCCUGCAACAAGCGGGGAGGCAUGUACCUAGAGGGCUUCGAUCCGUUCAAUCAGUCCACGUUCAACAACGUUAUGGAACAGAACUUUAAAAACUGCGAGAGCUACCCGGAGGACGCGGUGUUCUACAUCCCAGAAGAUCACAAGCCUGGCACUUUCCCCAAAGCCCUCUCCAACGGCAACUUCUCUCCCUCAGGGAAUAGCAGCUCUGUGAACUGGAGGACUGGAAGCUUCCACGGCCCUGGCCAUAUCAGCCUGAGGAGGGAAAACAGCAGCGACAGCCCCAAGGAGCUUAAGAGACGCAAUUCCUCAAGCUCCAUGACCAGCCGCCUGAGUAUCUAUGACAACGUGCCCGGCUCCAUCCUCUACUCCAGUUCCGGUGACCUGGCCGACCUGGAGAACGAGGACAUCUUCCCCGAGCUGGACGACAUCCUCUACCACGUGAAGGGGAUGCAGAGGAUAGUCAACCAGUGGUCGGAGAAAUUUUCAGACGAGGGAGACUCAGACUCGGCCCUGGACUCGGUCUCUCCAUGCCCGUCCUCUCCCAAGCAGAUACACCUGGACGUCGACAAUGACCGAGCCACCCCCAGCGACCUGGACAGCACGGGCAACUCACUGAACGAACCCGAGGAGCCCUCAGACAUCCCGGAAAGGAGGGAUUCUGGGGUCGGGGCCUCCCUGACUCGGUCCAGCAGGCACAGGCUGAGAUGGCACAGUUUCCAGAGCUCUCAUCGGCCGAGCUUAAACUCUGUAUCGCUGCAGAUUAACUGCCAAUCUGUGGCCCAGAUGAACCUGCUGCAGAAAUACUCCCUCCUGAAGUUGACCGCCCUGCUGGAGAAAUACACGCCUUCUAAUAAGCAUGGUUUUAGCUGGGCUGUGCCCAAGUUUAUGAAAAGGAUCAAGGUUCCAGACUACAAGGACCGGCAUGUAUUCGGGGUCCCUCUGACGGUCAACGUGCAGCGCACAGGACAGCCCCUCCCCCAGAGCAUUCAGCAGGCCAUGCGCUACCUCCGCAACCACUGUCUGGAUCAGGUUGGACUCUUCAGAAAAUCAGGUGUCAAAUCCCGGAUUCAGGCUCUGCGCCAGAUGAAUGAAAGCACCAUAGAUUGUGUCAACUAUGAGGGGCAGUCUGCUUAUGAUGUGGCAGACAUGUUGAAGCAGUAUUUUCGAGAUCUUCCUGAGCCACUAAUGACGAACAAACUCUCGGAAACCUUUCUGCAGAUCUACCAAUAUGUGCCCAAGGACCAGCGCCUCCAGGCGAUCAAGGCCGCCAUCAUGCUCCUGCCUGACGAGAACAGGGAGGUCCUGCAGACGCUCCUCUACUUCCUGAGCGAUGUCACAGCAGCUGUGAAGGAGAACCAGAUGACUCCCACCAACUUGGCCGUGUGCUUGGCGCCUUCCCUCUUCCACCUCAACACCCUCAAGAGAGAGAAUUCCUCUCCAAGGGUAAUGCAAAGAAAACAAAGCUUGGGAAAACCAGAUCAGAAAGAUUUGAAUGAAAAUCUUGCUGCCACUCAAGGGCUAGCCCAUAUGAUUGCUGAGUGCAAGAAGCUUUUCCAGGUUCCUGAGGAAAUGAGCCGAUGUCGAAAUUCCUACACCGAACAAGAGCUGAAGCCACUUACCCUAGAAGCAUUAGGACGCCUUUGUAAUGAUGAGUCAGCCAGCUACCAACACUUCCUCCAGGACUGUGUGGACAGCCUGUUUAAAGAGGUCAAAGAGAAAUUCAAAGGCUGGGUCAGCUACUCUACAUCUGAGCAGGCUGAGCUAUCCUAUAAGAAGGUGAGUGAAGGACCACCUCUAAGGCUUUGGAGGGCAACCAUUGAAGUCCCUGCAUCGCCUGAGGAAAUCUUAAAGCGCCUACUUAAAGAGCAGCACCUCUGGGACGUGGACUUGUUGGAUUCAAAAGUGAUUGAGAUCCUGGACAGCCGAACUGAAAUUUACCAGUAUGUGCAAAACAGUAUGGCGCCCCACCCCGCUCGGGACUACGUUGUUCUGAGAACAUGGAGGACUAAUUUACCCAAGGGAGCUUGUGCCCUUUUAUUCACCUCCGUGGAUCACGACCGGGCCCCUGUGGUGGGAGUGAGGGUCAAUGUGCUCCUGGCCAGGUAUCUAAUCGAACCCUGCGGGUCAGGGAAAUCCAAACUCACCUACAUGUGCAGAGCUGACUUAAGGGGCCACAUGCCAGAGUGGUACACGAAAUCUUUCGGACAUUUGUGUGCAGCUGAAGUUGUAAAGAUCCGAGACUCCUUCAGUAAUCAGAGCACUGAAACCAAAGACACCAAAUCUAGGUGAUUCCUGAAGCAUGUCCAUUAUCUGGGCCUUUGUUUCUAGAACCCUUGCCAGUCCUUGGAAGAUUGGGUUCAGUGUCUGAUCCUGAAACAAAACUACAAGAUGGAGUGUGGGAAUUGACUAUAGUGAUUUGAUACAUUUUUAAAGCUGCUUUCUAUUCGUUUAAGGUCUGUAUUAUGGACCUUGACUGGAAUAUAUGACUGUGCAAAAAAAAAAAAAAAAAAGUA
Orcinus orca (killer whale) is the source of this 5212-nucleotide messenger RNA. RefSeq names its product DLC1 Rho GTPase activating protein (gene DLC1). Gene Ontology annotation, molecular function: GTPase activator activity; lipid binding; protein binding. The transcript has 18 exons. NCBI's taxonomy places the organism in Eukaryota, Metazoa, Chordata, Mammalia, Artiodactyla, Delphinidae. Bases 402 to 4988 code for a protein of 1528 amino acids. The record is from RefSeq and is a predicted model, not a curated record. Gene Ontology annotation, cellular component: focal adhesion; membrane raft. Gene Ontology annotation, biological process: signal transduction; actin cytoskeleton organization; regulation of Rho protein signal transduction.